This is a messenger RNA of Alligator mississippiensis (American alligator), 3416 nucleotides long. It is a transcript of the gene UBE2L3, whose product is annotated as ubiquitin conjugating enzyme E2 L3. The transcript is spliced from 4 exons. The record is from RefSeq and is a predicted model, not a curated record. Gene Ontology annotation, molecular function: ubiquitin conjugating enzyme activity. Gene Ontology annotation, biological process: protein polyubiquitination; ubiquitin-dependent protein catabolic process. Gene Ontology annotation, cellular component: nucleus. NCBI's taxonomy places the organism in Eukaryota, Metazoa, Chordata, Crocodylia, Alligatoridae. Bases 117 to 572 code for a protein of 151 amino acids.
AUGGGAAACAGGGAGAUGGUCUUAUACAGUCUUUCACUAUGGACUUUCACAGUUGCAUAGUCAAACAUUUACGCAAGGAUUGAACAACAGGGAAAUAAAAGCAUAAAACCACACCCAUGUACCUAACAUUGAUGGAGCUUGAAGAAAUCCGCAAAUGUGGGAUGAAAAACUUCCGUAAUAUCCAGGUUGAUGAAGCUAAUUUAUUGACUUGGCAAGGGCUUAUUGUUCCUGACAAUCCUCCAUAUGAUAAGGGAGCCUUCAGAAUUGAAAUCAACUUUCCAGCAGAGUAUCCAUUCAAACCUCCUAAGAUUACAUUUAAAACAAAGAUCUAUCACCCGAACAUUGAUGAAAAGGGGCAGGUUUGUCUGCCAGUAAUUAGUGCUGAAAACUGGAAGCCAGCAACCAAAACUGACCAAGUAAUCCAGUCCCUCAUAGCACUGGUGAAUGACCCACAGCCCGAGCAUCCUCUUCGGGCUGACCUAGCUGAAGAAUACUCUAAGGACCGUAAAAAAUUCUGUAAGAAUGCUGAAGAGUUUACAAAGAAAUAUGGUGAGAAGCGACCAGUGGACUAAAAUCUGACAGUUGAUGUCAGCAACGUAUGAUAGAAGAUCCAGAGCAGUGCAUUUCAGACCCUGUAAAGCAGGACUCUAUGGAAAAUUGACAAGUGCCACCUUUCGGUGUUAACUUGUGGCUGUUACUAACUUUCUACAGUUUUCUUAAUCAAAAGUGGUGUAGGUAACCUGUAAAGAAAGGAUUAAAAAUUUAAGAUGUUCUAGUUCUGCUUUCUUUGUUUAAAAAUCACUGCUUCAAUAUACUUUAAAGUAUGCUGUUUCUUUUCCUUGUCAGAAUUUAUCAAAAAUAUCUUAGACUUAUAUCCUGCCCUUAAGGUUGUGGCUGUCGUCUCUUACUUUUCCUUGCAGUUCCCAUUAUCUUGAGUUCAUUUACUUCUUCAUUUGGUUUUCUUUCCCAACACUGAUGUCUUAGAAAAAAUCCCUGUCCUGGCAGAAAAUGGUUGAAUGUUUGGCAGUUCUGUUUACUUUUCUGUUUAAAUGUUGCACUGUGCUUUGUGGAACUUGGUUGCAAGUUCCCCUUAACUUCAGUUUGUAACAUAAUAAACACAACACAAACCAGCCCCCAGAAAACAAUCAAAACUAUAGCCCAGGUAUUAUGUAAAUCUGGCUGAUGUUACCACAAUAAUGUCUAUUAAACGGGGAAACCCAAGUUUUUGUGUGCGUGAUUGAAUUAAAAUAUGGCUUAUGUCCUGCUUUUGGAAAACUUUGACAAAGAAAGUACCUGUAGCAAACGAAUAGUGGAAUGUGAUUAUGAAGUUCUUUCACUUUUCUUCUUAAUAUCUAUGCAGACUAGCUAGGAAAAAAACAAUUGCACAGAACAACAUUGCAACCAGUUUAGAAGAGUUUCAGAACUUGGGGACCAAGAGGUACCAAAUAAACUGUUUUUGAGUUAAAAAUAAAUACUUUUUGGAAUUGUUAAUUUUGAAAUUAAAAGUUAAAUCUGACACCAUUGCUAGUCAUUUGAGUACAUUUUUCCAUCAAAAUGUAUUAAGAACAUAAGUGCCAUAUUGGGUCAGACCAAUGGUCCAUCUAGCCCUGUAUCCUGUCUCCUGUAGCAGGAGUGGAUGCUUUAGAGGGAGAGGAUAUGAACAGGGUAUAUCUGGAGUGAUCUGUCCUCUGUCAUACCCUCCUUGACAUCCACCAUCAUUGGCUUAGAGAUGCCACAGGAUACAUCUCUGAACCAUUUGUAUUUUAUAGAAUGACAUCCCCUCCCCCAAUUACUGUAUGAUUCUUUUUAUUAAAAAUGGUAUGAGAAUAGCAUUAAGCAAUAAACUGUAAUAAGCAGAAUACAUUUCACUAGUACUGUCCAUGAAUAUCUGUAAGAAAUAAUAUACCACACUUGAGUUAGAUGAUUUAAUGAGUAUUUAAAAUAUCCCAUCAUCCUAAUUUAUUUGGACAAAAAUACUUUUCUUUUGAAGGCAUGGAACCUUUCCCAGUGCAAAAGGCAGCUCUUGCUGUUCAGGACUGUUCUUAAUACUAUUUCCAAUUGUUUUUCUUUUAACUGCCUUUUCCCCCUAGAUCUAAAAUGUGAUCGUAGCUGUACAGUCAAACUGCCAUACAAUCAAACUGCCUUCUCUUCCCAACCAUGAGAAUUGUUCUGUUGUUGAACAAGCAGAUUUAUCUGCAGAAAUCCUUAGGCACUUAGGAGUACAUACCAUUUUGAUGUGCAGGAAGUUGCAUUAGUAAAUCCUUUCACACCUGGAUAGUUGGUACUCCUACAAUCAGCAGUAGUAUAGCCUCUGCCUUUGCAACGUUUCAGGGCGCGUGUGUGUUAAGGGAGCAGUUUUGUUUCUUGUAUAUUUCCUUUUCUUCUACCCACCCUAUUUUGCUCUGCUUUAAGGUUUAGCAUAAAGAAUGACAGCCCAGGGCCUCUGAUAAACUUUUUUUUUAUAAGUUAGGGAGCUACGUUUAAGUGUUCUUAGACAGAUUCUUUGGCAGGUAAAUAAAGUUAAACCAUGUUCACCUUAUUUACAGAAACUUGCAUUUCCUGAGUGUUUUCAGGCUUGGUGAGAGCACUAUUACCAAAUUUUUCACAUCUUUGUGUCUUCAUUUGCAGAUAGUUGCUACUGAUUUUGUUUCAUUCACGCUCACUCACAUUCAUAAUAAAAAAAUUGCCAAAUUAUCUGUCAAACUGAAGUGUGUGUAACUUCUGCAUCAGAUACCUAAAUGAGCCACUGUUCUGUUUCUCCUAUUGAACACAUCUGUUGGCAUGGAAAAUUGCCAUUCCCUAACUUUUCCUUUUAUAUUUAUAAAAACUAUAGCACUUGUUUGUCACCCUUGUUUGUACAUGGUAGUGAAUAUACCUUCUGAUUGUAAACCUCUCAGGUUAAAUGCUGCAUUUAUGUGAAUCAGUGCCACUUAGAUAUCACUGAAAGGGAACUGAGGAGUUUGGGGAAUUCCAGGAGCUGCAGUUCAAAGUUACAUCAGCCUACAGCAAUGUCAUGCCAUUCAUUUUAAUCUAAUGUCUAGGGGUCAAGUGGAAGAAAAAUAUCAACCUCAAUUCUCUUCUUGCUAUCUUCAUAGUCCAGUGUCUAAACUGUAAGAUGUGUGACACUAAUGGUAGCUUUUACUUAUAGAUGACCCUCUUCAGAAAAGAUGCAGACCAAAUACCAAUGUACUGUAUGGGAAGUAUGAAUAGAAAAAUGAAAAGUACUAGGACUUUCCUGUGUUAACUCAGGAAUUCAAACUGUUGUUCUGUCUGGUUCCCAAAGCCAAGUUGCAUUCUAAACGUGCAGUUUAAGACCCAAAAUUACAACAUGCUAGUGAAGCUAUUUGCCCAAGAGUAUUGGUACAGGCUUUCUGCAAUUCCAUUCUGCUACCCUUAAUAAAAAUGCUCUCAAAGGC